Molecule: messenger RNA, 1455 nt
Organism: Melozone crissalis (California towhee)
Lineage: Eukaryota; Metazoa; Chordata; Aves; Passeriformes; Passerellidae
Product: matrix metalloproteinase-27-like
Exons: 10
Coding region: 1-1455 (484 amino acids)
Biological process (GO): proteolysis; collagen catabolic process; extracellular matrix organization
Cellular component (GO): extracellular matrix
Molecular function (GO): zinc ion binding; metalloendopeptidase activity
Source: RefSeq, a predicted model, not a curated record
AUGGAGCAGAAAGCAGACAGCUCUCCUACCAGGACAGGGAUGAGAGGAAAAAUGAAGGCUCUUUCACUUUGGCUUGUGAUAUGCACAGCUGUUUCUAGCGCUCUUCCCUUCCACCCAGAGAAAGACAAUGAAGAAGAUGCAAAGCUUGUACAGAACUACUUGAAUAAAUUCUUUGCUGUUGAGCCAGAUCCAAAUCAACUUCUUGGAUGGAAAAUAAAUGCAGAAUCUGCAGCUGAAAAGCUUCAGAAAAUGCAACAAUAUUUUGGUUUGAAAGUGACAGGGAAACUGGAUAAUGAGACACUGGAAAUGAUGAAGAAACCCAGGUGUGGGGUUCCUGAUGUGGGUCUCUAUGGCUUCACCCUGCCCGGAUGGAAAAAAACCAAACUGACAUACAGAAUUGUGAACUACACACCAGAUAUGAGCAAGGAGGAUGUGGAUAAAGCAGUUGAGAAGGCGUUUAAAGUGUGGAGUGCUGUCACUCCGCUGAUUUUCACUCGCAUUCAUAGGGGAAUAGCAGAUGUGAUGAUUGCUUUUGGGACCAAAGUUCAUGGACAUUGCCCUCGCUAUUUUGAUGGCCCCCUUGGAGUUCUGGCUCACGCCUUUCCACCUGGCAAUGGUUUAGGCGGUGAUGUGCACUUUGACGAGGAUGAAGACUGGACCACAGGCUCAGCUGGGUUCAACUUGUUCCUUGUUGCUGCUCAUGAGUUUGGCCAUGCCCUGGGUCUCUCCCAUUCUAAUGAUCAGAGAGCUCUCAUGUUCCCCAAUUAUGCCUACGUCAGCCCCAGUGAAUUCCCCCUCUCUCCAGAUGAUAUAAGUGGCAUUCAAUCAAUUUAUGGAUCCCCACCAAAUGCCCCCGAUAAAAGGCCAACGACCCCUACCUCGCCUGAAAUCUGUGGCUCCCAGAUAUCUUUUGAUGCUGUAACUACACUCCGACAAGAAAUCAUUUUUCUAAAGGGCAGGCACUUAUGGCGGGUAUAUCCUGAUAACUCAGAAGCUGAACGUGAAUUAAUUUCUGCCUUCUGGCCAAAUCUGCCUCCUGGUAUUGAAGCUGCAUAUGAGAACACAAAAGAUCAGAUCCUGCUUUUCAAAGGCAACAAAUUCUGGGUUAUCAGCGGAUAUCAGGUGUUGCUUGGUUAUCCAAAGAAUAUCAACACACUGGGCUUCCCUAAAGGUGUCAAGAAAGUUGAUGCAGCUGUUUGUAAUAAAAAUACAGGGAAGACAGACUUUUUCAUAGGUGACAAGUACUGGAGGUUUGAUGAAAACAGCCAGUCCAUGGAGAAGGGUUAUCCUAGACUGACAGUCGAUGAAUUUCCAGGAAUUGGUCAGAGAGUUGAUGCUGUUUUUCAAGAGAAAGGAUUAUUCUACUUCUUUCAUGGACCGAAACAAUGGGAGUUUGACCCUGUUGCUAAAAAAGUUAUCAGGGAAAUGAAGAGUAAUAGCUGGUUUCACUGUUAG